UCUACGGAGUUGGCGCCAUUGCGAGGCUUCGUUCUGUGCACACAGAGCUCUCCUCAGUGUUUGUUUCUGCUCUUCGCCGGUAUUAGUGGUUCAACUGCGACACAAUGGCUGAUAAAGACGCUGCCUUUGAUGAUGCUGUGGAGGAGAGAGUGAUCAAUGAGGAGUACAAGAUCUGGAAGAAGAACACCCCUUUCCUCUAUGACCUGGUCAUGACUCACGCCCUGGAGUGGCCCAGCCUCACUGCCCAGUGGCUCCCAGAUGUCACCAGACCAGAGGGGAAAGACUACAGCGUACACAGGCUGGUUUUGGGAACACACACGUCCGAUGAGCAGAAUCACCUCGUAAUUGCGAGCGUUCAGCUCCCCAAUGACGAUGCCCAGUUUGAUGCAUCACACUAUGACAGCGAGAAAGGAGAGUUUGGAGGCUUUGGAUCUGUAAGUGGGAAGAUAGAGAUUGAGAUCAAGAUCAACCAUGAGGGGGAAGUGAACAGAGCCCGCUACAUGCCCCAGAAUCCUUGCAUCAUUGCAACCAAGACCCCCACUAGUGAUGUGCUGGUAUUUGAUUACACAAAGCACCCCUCCAAGCCUGACCCUUCUGGAGAAUGCACCCCAGAUCUGCGGUUGCGAGGCCACCAGAAGGAGGGCUAUGGCCUCUCCUGGAACUCAAACCUCAGCGGCUGCCUCCUCAGUGCUUCUGAUGACCACACAAUCUGCCUUUGGGACAUCAGCACAGUGCCCAAGGAGGGAAAGAUAGUGGAUGCCAAGACCAUCUUCACGGGCCACACAGCUGUGGUGGAGGACGUUUCCUGGCACCUGCUCCACGAGUCGCUCUUUGGGUCCGUGGCCGAUGACCAGAAACUCAUGAUCUGGGACACGCGGUCCAACAACACCUCCAAGCCCAGCCAUGCAGUGGACGCCCACACCGCUGAGGUCAACUGCUUGUCCUUCAAUCCCUACAGUGAGUUCAUCCUGGCCUCUGGCUCUGCAGAUAAGACUGUUGCUCUUUGGGACCUUAGGAAUCUGAAACUAAAGCUGCACUCGUUUGAGUCACACAAGGACGAGAUCUUCCAGGUUCAGUGGUCUCCUCAUAACGAAACCAUCCUGGCAUCCAGUGGUACCGACAGGAGGCUCAACGUCUGGGACCUCAGUAAGAUCGGAGAGGAACAGUCACCUGAGGAUGCUGAGGACGGCCCUCCUGAGCUGCUGUUCAUCCAUGGGGGACACACAGCCAAGAUCUCAGACUUCUCUUGGAACCCCAACGAGCCUUGGGUCAUCUGCUCUGUAUCAGAGGACAACAUCAUGCAAGUCUGGCAAAUGGCUGAAAAUAUCUACAACGACGAGGACCCUGAAGGUGCUGCAGAUACAGAGGUCCAAGCAUGAGUCCAGUCUCCACAUCUCUCCAUUUGACCUGCUUGUUGAAAACGGAUCCGUUGUCCAGUGUCGGGUGCAUAAGCAGUAAUCUCCUUUUCAAAUGCAUUUUUGGGCAGCAGGGGUUUUUUUGUAAAAAAAAAAAAAAAAAAAAAA
This is a messenger RNA of Anoplopoma fimbria (sablefish), 1523 nucleotides long. Its product is annotated as histone-binding protein RBBP4. Gene Ontology annotation, cellular component: nucleus; NuRD complex; ESC/E(Z) complex. The coding region runs from base 105 to 1379 and encodes 424 amino acids. The record is from RefSeq and is a predicted model, not a curated record. Gene Ontology annotation, biological process: regulation of gene expression. The transcript has 11 exons. Gene Ontology annotation, molecular function: histone binding. Lineage: Eukaryota; Metazoa; Chordata; Actinopteri; Perciformes; Anoplopomatidae.